Messenger RNA from Cicer arietinum (chickpea), 1294 nucleotides. RefSeq lists its product as uncharacterized. Gene Ontology annotation, cellular component: cytoplasm. NCBI's taxonomy places the organism in Eukaryota, Viridiplantae, Streptophyta, Magnoliopsida, Fabales, Fabaceae. The record is from RefSeq and is a predicted model, not a curated record. Gene Ontology annotation, biological process: protein refolding.
ACAUAGUAACAGCUUAGAAACGUGUGAUCUGAAUGAAUGAUUAAAAUAAUGAGUUUAUAUGUUACAAUAAUGGUGAAGAUUAACAAUCUCAGCCUCACAAAAAUGGUGUCAAUAGCCAAUUAACAUUCAUGUGGAUGUCAUGUGCUGUACCGUAGCUUAGUCUACUGUAAUCUCUACACUCCUUUUAUUUAACUCAUGACAAUGCAAUCGCAUCUUCUCGUGGGCCCCAUCUCCAUCUCUUCCCAUGGAGGCGCUGCAGAAUCUAACUACCUCUCCGCCGCGCCGCCCACCCUUCCUCGUCGUCGGAGACAUCCCCUCAUCACAGCAGCCUCCUCUUCGCCUUCGGCAAUCAACGGCGGCGGUGACCACUACACUGUACUCGGCGUCGCCCGUUCCGCCGAUGUUGCUGAGAUCAAACGUGCUUAUCGCCUCCUCGCUCGCAAGUAUCAUCCUGAUGUUAGCAAGGAUUCACAUGCUGCCGAUUUGUUCAAGAGUAUCCGUCAUGCUUAUGAAGUACUAUCCAAUGAGACGACGAGAGUUCAGUAUGAUCAGGAACUUCAAUUCAUUCACAAGCCUUACCGAGAAAAAUGGAGUUACAGCCCGGAAUUUCAAGAUGAGGUAAGAAGCUAUAGAUGGGCCUACAUGAGGCACAAAAUGCGUAAUGAAAGAUACUGGGAGCAUUACAAUGUCAAUGAGGAUUACUACAACAGUGAAAUAGAUGAGAAGGAGGAUGAAGGGAAUUUAGAUGAAGAAAGGGGUUCAUUUAUUGAAGUACUUAGAUCAGCAUUCUUGUCCUUAUUAUUAUUCCAGACACUAGGAUCCCAUCUCUCCCUUACAUUUAGCAGUCUGACGGCAUUGUUUGAUAUGAAAUUAGAUGCUGGCUAUAAAGUUGGUUAUAUAAUAGCAUGGAUUUUGGGUGGGAGGGGCGGCAUAAUGUUAACAUUGUGCUUGUCAUUUGCAAGUUGGGUUUGUGGGAAAACAAGUAGUAGUGUGGUUGCACUAUUUAUGGUAGCCAUGUGGGUUGGCUCUUCCCUUUCAAGGUAUGCACCACUUCCCCAGGGUGCUCUGUUAACACUUAUCUACAUGUCCAUUAAGCUGCAAUCUGACCAAAUAUAAAGACCAUGCCUCUGCUAGCAUUUCUUUCUUCUGAAUUUGUUUGAUGUUGAUGUUCUUUUUUAUUGUGAAUGUGUUUGUACAUUAUAAUACAUUCCAGUAAAUGUAAAUAAAUGUAAGCCAUUUGCUGAUGAUGAAUAAUAAAGUGAGAAAUGGUUAAUGAGGUGGAAUAUGCAAAUUU